This is a messenger RNA of Phymastichus coffea, 13152 nucleotides long. It is a transcript of the gene rg, whose product is annotated as neurobeachin. Gene Ontology annotation, cellular component: cytosol; membrane. The record is from RefSeq and is a predicted model, not a curated record. Gene Ontology annotation, molecular function: protein kinase binding. The transcript has 53 exons. Gene Ontology annotation, biological process: intracellular protein localization. Bases 1318 to 11247 code for a protein of 3309 amino acids. Lineage: Eukaryota; Metazoa; Arthropoda; Insecta; Hymenoptera; Eulophidae.
GAGAGCGAGCGAGAACGGCGGUCGGGAGGGUGGUGCUGGUGGCGGCGCCGCCGCGCCGUCGCCCAGCAUCUCGCUCUCGUUCUGGCGCACCCUCGCAGUCUGCUUUCCAUCCGCUAGUCACACGCCACUUGCGGCCCGAGUAGCUUCGCUCUCGCCGACCGCUCUACGACUCGUCUUUGUCGUACUGCCGCUGCGGCGUCCUCUUGCGUGCGUUCGCCACGACUGGUCCCAGCCACUCUGCCAAUCGACGACAGACGCGCGCACCAUGCACUUACCGUACAAGCUGCGGGAACACGUGGACGCAGCCUGCUGAGCUCACCACAUCGUUACCGGCUCCCUCCCUCCCUCCCUUUCUCUCUCUCUCUCUCUCUCUCUCUCUUGCUCGGUCGCGUGCCGCGCGCCGCUGGCCGCGGCUGCAUUAUUCAUCGAUUGACGGGGUCGGAGCGGCGAUGAAUGCCUGAAGCAGCGGCAGUGAUACUUUGGAGCAAUCAAGCCUGAAAAUCGCCGAAGCUGUCAGUGCCAGUUGCCGGUGGCGGCACGGUCGCCCGAUCGGCAGCGCAACUCAGCAAGUCGCUCGCAGCGCUCGUACUCCGACAGCUCGGUCCCGCAAACAUGGAUACUUUCCUCAUACUGGGCAUAUGCGUGCUGUGCUACGAGGUGUGCGACAUGCUCAGACGCUACUCCGCCCCGGUGAUCGUUGAACCGACCAAGCUCGCAGCGAAUCCGAGCCAAGCCUCGCCGCCCUCGCCCAAGAUCUACUCGAUCGCCUGAGUGCAGUAUCAGUUGGCGCAGUUGGCGCGGCCUUGUCGGAUGGACGCCGAAUGAACGACAGGCAGAAAGGAGCGCGCGCGUGCUCGCAAUUCGCAGCCCGCGAAGAAGACUCGAGUUUGGCGACGAGCCUGCAGCAGAUAGAGAGGGACAGAGAAGCGUCUCCCUCCGGUCUCCGCUGCUGCGACUGAUGCUGACGAGUGUCUCGAUCGCGAGCGAACGCUCGACAAGCGGGUCCGAGGAGGAGCGCGAGGGGCAGUGAGCACUCUCUGUUUGCGAAGAGGGAUACUGGCAGCGGUGAGCUACUCAUCGAGCCAAAGUCCUUUGCCCAGCUCGGCAAACACGUGUACGUCUGAUCGACGGAAGCGUCAACGCGUUCUGUCGAGACCGCUGACGAUCCCAUCCUCUCGCAGUGUGCAAUAGCGAAGGUCGCUCCGUUGGUCCGCUGCCUUUCGAGCAAGGCUCGGCGAUGCCGUCAGCCAGUUAACGGACGAUUAAGUGGGUUUGCAUAAGCGGAUCAGCGCUACUGCAAGAAGAAGGCUGAGCAAAAUGGACUCGUUGGAGCGCUUGAUGGGCAGUGUAGCUAAGCAGCAGCCGGCUGUCGCGGCGGCCUCGCGAUCGCAGAACUCUUUCGUGCAAGCGAGCCUCUGCUCGGUGAUCGGCCGCAAAGGCCAUCACCUGAACGGUACGUUUUGUCUAUCGGGAGAUACGAUGGAGGGCAUCAUACAGUGCCUCGUCUUCCUCAAAGCUUUCUCGCUUGUCGGCGGGGAAUUCGAUAUGGAACUGAACUUUGUGAUACAAGAUGCACAGAAUAUAAGGCACAUGUUGGAGCUUCUUGAUCACUGUCCACCAAACUUACAGGCUGAAAUAUGGAGCGUGUUUAUCGCCAUCCUGAGGAAGAGCGUGAGGAACCUACAAGCAUGCACGGACGUAAAUCUGAUUGAGCACGUUUUGCACCGGCUAACGCGUGCAGAGACUGUCGUAGCAGAUCUGCUGAUCGACAUGCUGGGCGUGCUGGCGAGCUACAGCAUAACGGUGAAAGAAUUGAAGCUUUUGUUCGGGGCGAUGAAGGCAGUCAAAGGGAAAUGGCCACGGCAUUCGGCCAAGCUUUUGAACGUCCUGCGGCAAAUGCCGCAACGCAAUGGCCCCGACGUCUUUUUCAGUUUUCCCGGCCGAAAAGGAUCGGCAAUCGUCCUUCCACCAUUAGCAAAAUGGCCGCACGAGAGCGGUUUCACAUUUACCACGUGGUUCAGGCUGGAUCCCAUCAACUCCGUCAAUAUCGAGCGAGAGAAGCCCUACCUGUAUUGUUUCAAAACCAGCAAGGGCGUGGGCUACUCGGCGCAUUUUGUUGGCAAUUGCCUCGUACUCACGUCAAUGAAAGUGAAGGGCAAGGGCUUCCAACAUUGUGUCAAAUACGAAUUCCAGCCGCGGAAGUGGUACAUGAUUGCCGUGGUGUACAUAUACAACAGGUGGACGAAGAGCGAGAUCAAGUGUCUGGUAAACGGUCAGCUGGCGUCGAGUACCGAAAUGGCCUGGUUCGUCUCGACGAACGAGCCUUUCGAUAAGUGCUAUAUUGGCGCCACGCCAGAAUUAGAUGAGGAGCGCGUCUUCUGCGGACAGAUGAGUGCGAUUUAUCUCUUCAGCGAAGCCCUCACCACGCAUCAGAUUUGCGCGAUGCACCGACUAGGCCCCGGAUACAAGAGUCAGUUCCGCUUCGACAACGAGUGUUAUCUUAAUCUGCCCGACAAUCAUAAAAGGGUGAGUGCUGAGCUGGAGCUCACAAGCAUGGUGGACCAAAGUAUGAUGACUGUCCUUUAUGAUGGAAAAUUAUCCAAUGCCAUCAUGUUUAUGUACAAUCCUGUCGCAACUGAUUCUCAACUGUGUCUGCAAAGUGCUCCAAAAGGAAAUGUCUCCUAUUUUGUACAUACUCCACAUGCCCUUAUGCUGCAGGACGUCAAAGCUGUUAUUACGCACUCCAUACACAGCACUUUGAAUUCCAUAGGUGGAAUUCAAGUUUUGUUUCCAUUAUUUUCACAAUUAGAUAUGCCUUACGACUGUAUAGCGCCAAACGAUAUUAAGCGUGAUCCAACGUUAUGCUCAAAACUGCUUGGAUUCAUCUGUGAUCUCGUUGAGAGCUCGCAAACAGUCCAACAGCAUAUGGUGCAAAACCGAGGAUUCCUCGUGAUUAGCUACAUGCUCCAAAGAGCGAGUCGAGAUCAUCUGACCACAGAGGUUCUUGCCUCCUUUCUAGAGCUAACGAAACAUCUAGUCACGUGUCUCAGCGCUAAUAGUGACCUUCUCCUGAAACAGUAUUUUUAUGUUUCAUUCCUGAAAUGGCAGCUGCUGGACCAUGUCCUUUUCAAUCCAGCACUGUGGAUAUAUACACCAGCGCCCGUCCAAACUCGCCUCUAUUCUUAUCUAGCCACCGAGUUCCUUAGCGAUACGCAGAUCUACUCAAAUGUGAGACGCGUCUCUACCGUUUUACAGACGGUCCACACGCUCAAGUAUUAUUACUGGGUAGCAAAUCCCCGAAGUAAAAGCGGCAUUACGCCUAAAGGAUUAGAUGGACCGAGGCCUCAACAAAAAGAUAUUUUAACGAUACGAUCGUAUAUUUUGCUCUUUCUGAAGCAGCUGAUUAUGAUUGGAAAUGGAGUUAAAGAUGACGAACUGCAGAGUAUUUUAAAUUACUUAACAACCAUGCAUGAGGAUGAAAAUUUACACGACGUACUACAGAUGUUGAUAUCUUUGAUGUCAGAGCAUCCCUCGUCUAUGGUUCCAGCUUUUGAUGCAAAGCAAGGCGUUAGGACAAUCUUUAAACUUCUUGCUGCCGAGAGUCAAUUGAUCAGAUUGCAAGCGCUGAAGCUGCUAGGCUUUUUCCUUAGUAGGAGUACACACAAAAGAAAAUAUGACGUUAUGAGUCCUCAUAAUUUGUAUACACUUCUCGCGGAAAGAUUGCUUUUAAACGAGGAGACCCUCACAUUACCUACAUACAAUGUUUUAUAUGAGAUAAUGACGGAACAUAUAAGUCAACAAAUAUUGUACACGAGACAUCCAGAACCAGAAUCCCAUUACCGUCUAGAAAAUCCAAUGAUCUUGAAAGUCGUUGCUACUUUAAUUAGGCAGUCAAAACAAACAGAACAGUUACUUGAAGUGAAAAAACUCUUUCUUUCGGAUAUGACACUACUAUGCAACAACAAUCGCGAAAAUCGACGUACAGUCCUACAAAUGUCUGUUUGGCAGGAAUGGCUUAUAGCCAUGGCAUACAUUCAUCCAAAAAAUACAGAAGAGCAAAAGAUCUCUGACAUGGUAUAUUCUUUAUUUCGAAUGCUACUACAUCAUGCAAUUAAACACGAAUAUGGAGGCUGGAGAGUUUGGGUCGAUACGCUUGCAAUUGUACAUUCCAAAGUGUCCUAUGAAGAAUUUAAAUUGCAAUUUGCUCAAAUGUACGAACACUACGAGAGGCAACGAUCUGAUAACAUUACUGAUCCGGAAGUAAGACAGCAAAGACCAAUCAGUACGAUAUCUGGAUGGGAUCAGCAUUCCGGUAAUAAUGGUUAUAAUCAAUCGGGUCAAUGGGCAGAUGAACACUCCAGAGAAAUACAGCACGUUGAUGGAAAUUACAAGGAAUACGAUGCAAUAGAGGCAAUUGAUAGAAUGGAUGAGUCUUGCAGUUGCGAUCUCAAUUCCAUUGACAACACGGAGAGCGAUGGUAGUCCAGCAAUCGUUGUUUCGCGAAAUCAAGUUAACAUUGACCUUCAACAAUCCAGUGAAGUCGUUUCGUUGGAGUCACGAUCAAGCGAUAAACCAGAAGCUAUCGCCCCAACAUCUCACACUGAGACACCAACCGUUCUCGAAGAAGUCAACAGCGAAGUAUCAGUUUCUUGCGAGCUGCAAACGACGCAAGAAACGAGCGAAGUCGUUUCAAUGGAAAGUUCCAGUGAAUUUUUAAGCGACACCCAAAAAGUCGAAAGUUCGAGUCUCGAAUCUUUCGUCAAUGAAACUGAUCGACAAAAGGCAGACGAAACCAUCCGAAUGAAUCAAGAAGAGCAAAAUAAUGAGGAUUCACUCUCGACAAUUAGGGAAAGCGAAGAGUCCUCACGGUCACCUUCUAUGGAGACAGCGCCUGAACAAGAGCUCAAUAAAAAGGAUUGUGAAGUGUCGGAAGAAAAACCGGCGAAUCACACGGAGACAAAUAUAGCGAGCACGAAUGGAUCACCUGCGAAGGAGAUAGCGAACGGAUACUGUGAUAAGUCCGAUACUAGCAAGGCUGACGUUUCUAUUAAAAAUUCGUCAGAUAUACCGGAGAAAAUUAUUGACAAAGCAGAAGAUACGAAAUCAGCUUUGGAAAUCGAAACAAAAGAUGAAGCUAAUAUUAAAGAUGUAAACAACACAAAUGAAUUAACCAAGAAUGUAGAUGAAUCAGAAGAAGCACAAGCUAGCAAUAUUCUCACAGAAGAUAAGAAAAUCAACGUUGUUGAUGCUGAAAAAGAUGAUUCGCCUGUAGAAAGUAAAGUAGUGGAAAACUCGUUAGAGAGUGCAACAAGAGAAAUCGAGGAAAACAAAGUCGCUGAGACGAAAGAAUGCCCGGAAAAAACUGAUAAUGAAUGCGAGAAAAAUCAAUUAAGUGAAGAUAAUGAACAAAAUAAAAAUAGAUCGAGUAGCCCGGUUGAGGAAGAAAGAACACGAGCAGAAAUCACAAAUACAUUGAACCCCGAGAACAAUGCAAUAUCGAAUGGAGAGCGCGAUGCUGAAAAAGAGCAAAUUAUUGCCGCUAGCGACGACAAUAAAAUUAAAGACGUAGUCGAAUGCGAUACGAAAGAACCGUCCAUAAUUUCUACUAGUCAUAGUGAUAAACUAGAGGAAGAAGCCACGGCUGCGCCAGCCACUGCGACGAACGCUGACGAAGUCGUAGAUGAAGCCUCUAGUGAUGCGUGUAAUAAACAUAACGAUGAUGUUGAAAGUUGUACAGAUAAUGUGACGCAAGUGCCAAAUGCCAAAGAGCAAAUCUCAACGAUAUCCACGGUCUGCGAUGCGGCAGCGAUUGCAGAAGCGGCACAAAACGCGACCGAUGGUGUAAUACCUAAAAACGUAGACGCCGAUGCUGCAGCAAUCGACAAUUCUCUGAUAGCCGACGACGAGUUUGAACACACAAUAGUUACCGAAGCGCAUCGGCGUAGGUCUAGUCUGCCGAACGUUUCCACCGAAAACUUGGCUGUUGACAGCAAUGAGAGCGAUGCUUCGCUGUCACCCGCCAAGAAUUCUUCGCCGCAGGAAAGACCAAGAAGUACCUCUACUUCGACGCAAGUUGAUCCAAAUCAUUUUGAAUCUAAAAAAUCGAAGCAAACGAAUCCCUCCACAAGACCAAUGUUUAGUCCAGGGCCAUCAAGACCGCCCUUUAGGAUACCAGAAUUCAAAUGGUCAUAUAUUCAUCAAAGACUACUAUCUGACGUAUUAUUUUCAUUGGAAACUGAUAUUCAAGUCUGGAGAAGCCAUUCAACCAAAUCAGUUUUGGAUUUUGUCAAUAGUAGCGAUAAUGCCAUAUUUGUUGUUAAUACUGUACAUUUAAUUUCUCAACUAGCAGAUAAUUUGAUAAUUGCAUGUGGUGGAUUAUUACCGUUAUUAGCUUCUGCUACCUCUCCGAAUAGUGAAAUGGACGUAAUAGAACCAACUCAAGGGAUGCCAAUAGAAGUUGCAGUUUCUUUUCUCCAAAGACUUGUCAAUAUGGCAGAUGUACUCAUAUUCGCAAGCUCUUUGAAUUUUGGAGAAUUAGAAGCAGAAAAAAAUAUGUCUAGUGGUGGCAUUCUACGGCAAUGCUUACGAUUGGUCUGUACAUGUGCCGUUAGAAAUUGCUUAGAGUGUAAAGAGCGUGGCAGAACUUACAGCAUGUUAGCUCGACAAAUUGGUACUAGUAACAAAUCACAGCACAUACAAUCACUUAUUCGUGGAGCUCAAACUUCACCGAAGAAUAUCGUAGAUAAUUUGGCAAAUCAACUUAGUCCGGUAAAAGACCCAGAAAAACUAUUGCAAGAUAUGGAUGUCAAUAGAUUGCGCGCUGUCAUUUAUAGAGAUGUUGAGGAAACCAAACAGGCUCAGUUUCUGUCCCUGGCAAUAGUUUACUUCAUCUCUGUAUUGAUGGUAUCAAAAUAUCGUGACAUUCUGGAACCACCAGUAGCGCAACACCCACCUAGUCCAGUUCAAACAGUACAAACCAAUGGGUCAAAUAUAAGACCAGGAAGUCCUUCAGCAGAAGACAACGGUGGUGGAGGAGGUCGACCGUUGUUUCCGCAGUGGUCGCACCACGUAUAUCCUCAGUUCCUUCCGGGAUCCCACCCCAAUGCUAAUGCCAACCAUCACGUGAGCCAGCACCACCACGAGCACGCGCCGCCACCGUCGGCGUCCGAACAAGCCUUCCGCCGCCGUCGGCAAGCGAACAAUCCCGCGAUCGCUGCCGGCUAUUAUAUACCCAAUCAUUAUAGCAAUCACCAUAACUAUCAUUCCAAUAAUUACAAUUAUCAUCGUCAUCAUCAUUACCAUCAUUACAAUAACAACAAUCAUCAUCAUGUGCUGCAAAAGCAUAUCGAUCAACCCCGAAAUGUUUAUCAUAGAAAUUCUGGUUACGGUCUGCAAGAAACUGGAGGAGCUAUGAGUCAAUCUGAAUCUCAAGAUGAUGGAGAGUACGAAGUUAUUAUUGUUGAUGAAAAUAAUUCAUCUAUAUUAGCUGAUCACGAUGUUCCUUCGUCUGGGCCACCUUCCACUAAGGGUGGCCAUCGUAGUGUGCCUCGCUCAAGGACAAUCCUUGAAGAUUACUCGUCGACGGAAACUACACUUUGCUCUGCGAGAACUGUACCACUUCCUCGUAAUGCACAGAGCAAUGAUUCAAGUGAAGAUGUAAUGCACCGGAAUAAUGCAACAGCUGAUCCGAGUCCAUCAGAAAUAACGACUGAUAAUGAAAAUAAGCAUAAUUCGUCAGAAGAAGCUUGGACCGACGUUAAUUUAAACGAAGACGGAGAUGCUGUAACAAAUUCUCGCGAUGAUCCAAGGAACAUUCAGAAUAUGGUCCAUUCGCGAGGCGAAAUUCCUGACAAUGAAGGCAAUAUGCUAGAUCAAGAAAUGCUCAACUCAGAGCGAGGCGAAAAACCUACAUCGGAGAUCUCAGUAGUUCGUGUUCCUGAUCACUUGGUGACAGUCGCCUCACCACGACCAGAUGAUUUACCAAUUAAGGGUCUCGUUGAUCAUCUACCAAUACCGACACCGUCCCGCGAAGCUUCGUUAACGCAAAAGUUAGAGAUGGCUCUUGGCUCGGUUUGUCCAUUGCUUCGCGAAAUCAUGGUUGACUUUGCACCUUUCCUAUCCAAAACGCUUGUUGGUUCACAUGGCCAAGAGCUCCUCAUGGAGGGAAAAGGUUUAACAACAUUCAAGAACAGUAAUUCUGUUGUCGAGCUUGUUAUGCUUUUAUGCUCCCAAGAAUGGCAAAACUCUCUUCAAAAACACGCAGGACUUGCGUUUAUUGAGCUCAUAAAUGAGGGAAGGCUUUUAUCCCAUGCGAUGAAAGAUCAUAUUGUACGCGUGGCAAACGAAGCAGAAUUCAUUUUAAAUAGAAUGCGAGCUGAUGAUGUGCUGAAACACGCUGACUUUGAGAGUCAGUGUGCUCAAACGUUACUUGACAGAAGAGAAGAAGAACAGACUUGUGAUCAUUUAAUAACAGCUGCAAGAAGGAGAGAUAACGUCAUUGCUAGUAGACUACUUGAAAAAGUUCGAAAUAUCUUGUCGAAUAAACAUGGUGCUUGGGGUUACAUGGAUCCUAUGGCAGCCAAAUUGUCCGAGUACUGGAAACUGGAUGCUUGGGAGGACGAUGCACGCAGACGUAAACGUUUCGUACACAAUCCUUUAGGCUCGAGUCAUCCGGAAGCGACCUUAAAGGCUGCCAUUGAGCAUGGUGCCCCUGAGGAUGCAAUCCUCCAAGCUCGAGAAGAAUUUCAUGCUCAUCUUGCUGCAACGAGGGUACACCAACAGCAAUUGCAAUCGACGGAUCUCAUGGACGACAGUGAACUAUUAACCGAUGAUCGAGAUCUCGACGCUGACCUCGUUGGUCCAGUAAAUAUCAGCACUAAAGGGAAACUCGUGGCUCCAGGCAUUGUUGCUCCUGGAAUUAUAUCAAUUACGUCAUCAGAGCUGUACUUUGAAGUUGACGAGGACGACGUAGAGUUCAAGAAGAUCGACACUGAGGUCUUGAAAUAUUGCGACCAUCUCCAUGGAAAAUGGUACUUCUCCGAAGUCCGAGCGAUCUUUUCACGACGCUAUCUAUUGCAAAACAUUGCGAUCGAAAUUUUCCUUGCAAGUCGAACCUCAAUCUUCUUCGUCUUUCCGGACCAGGCAACAGUGAAGAAGGUGAUCAAGGCGCUACCGCGAGUCGGCGUCGGUAUCAAAUACGGAAUCCCACAGACAAGGCGAGCAUCGAUGAUGUCACCGCGGCAGCUGAUGAGGAACUCGAACAUGACGCAAAAAUGGCAACGUCGUGAAAUCAACAAUUUCGAGUACAUUAUGUUCCUCAAUACGAUAGCCGGGCGUACGUACAAUGAUCUCAACCAGUAUCCCGUAUUCCCAUGGGUCUUGACUAACUACGAAACGAAAGAGCUAGAUCUAAGUUUGCCUAGCAAUUAUCGUGAUUUGUCAAAGCCCAUUGGCGCGUUGAAUCCAAGCAGGAGAGCUUACUUUGAAGAGCGUUACCAGAGUUGGGAGCACGACAGCAUACCGCCUUUCCACUAUGGCACGCAUUACUCGACAGCUGCUUUUGUCCUCAAUUGGCUUAUCCGAGUGGAACCAUUUACAACCAUGUUCUUGGCUCUACAAGGAGGCAAAUUCGAUCAUCCAAAUAGACUUUUUUCAUCUAUAGCUUUGUCCUGGAAAAAUUGUCAACGUGAUACUUCGGACGUCAAGGAAUUGACUCCGGAGUUCUUUUUCUUGCCAGAAAUGCUUGUCAAUACAAAUCGAUAUCGGCUUGGAAAACAAGAAGAUGGUAGCUCGGUUGGUGACGUUGAUCUACCUCCAUGGGCUUCUUCUCCUGAAGAGUUCAUUCGUAUCAACAGGAUGGCUCUCGAAUCUGAGUUCGUUUCCUGUCAAUUACAUCAAUGGAUAGAUCUUAUUUUUGGUUAUAAACAAAAAGGCCCUGAAGCAGUUCGAGCAACCAAUGUGUUCUAUUAUCUUACUUAUGAGGGUAGCGUAGAACUCGAGUCGAUAACCGAUCUUGUAAUGAAGGAAGCGAUUGAAAAUCAGAUCCGUAAUUUCGGUCAGACGCCCUCACAACUUCUCAUGGAACCUCAUCCGCCGAGAAGUUCUGCAAUGCAUUUGUCGCCAAUGAUGUUUUCAAGUAUACCUGAAGACGUUUGUAUGACUCUGAAAUUUCCAUCUAAUUCUCCGAUCUGCCACAUUUCGGCUAAUACUUAUCCACAAUUACCGUUGCCUUCCGUGGUCACCGUGACCACUGGUCAGCAAUUUGCUGUCAAUCGAUGGAAUACUAAUUAUGCAGCAACAGUCCAAUCGCCGAGUUAUGCAGAUACGCCACAAGCCCAAGCAGCUAAUCAACCAUUAUCAAUGGAUCCUAUCUUAUCACAAACAGCAAAUAGUUCAAAUCCAGCACUGCGACGACAUCUUGGUGACAAUUUCAGUCAGAAGUUAAAAAUUCGAAGUAACUGCUUUGUCACUACUGUUGACAGUCGUUUCCUCAUAGCUUGUGGUUUUUGGGAUAAUAGUUUUCGUGUAUUCUCAACCGAAACAGCAAAAAUUGUUCAAAUUGUAUUCGGUCAUUAUGGUGUUGUCACAUGCUUAUCAAGAAGUGAGUGUAACAUCACGUCCGAUUGCUAUAUCGCAUCUGGUAGUGCAGACUGCACUGUUCUACUUUGGCACUGGAAUGCUAGAACUCAGACUAUUGUUGGCGAAGGCGAAACACCAGCACCUCGUGCUACGCUUACUGGACAUGAACAACCAGUCACCGCUGUUGUCAUUUCUGCUGAGCUUGGUCUUGUUGUAUCUGGAUCCCAUAGUGGUCCAGUUUUGGUUCAUACAACAUUUGGUGAUUUGCUGAGAUCUUUGGAGCCUCCAAAUGGCUUUUCAUCUCCUGAAAAUAUUGCUAUGUCCAGAGAAGGUGUUAUUGUUGUAAAUUAUGAGCGUGGACACGUAGCUGCCUUCACUAUCAAUGGAAAACGUCUUCGAUAUGAAUCGCACAAUGAUAAUCUUCAAUGCUUACUACUCAGUCGAGAUGGCGAGUAUCUGAUGACGGGAGGAGACAAAGGGAUUGUAGAAGUUUGGCGGACCUUUAAUUUAGCACUUUUGUACGCAUUUCCUGCCUGCGAAAGCAGUAUUCGCUCGUUAGCAUUAUCACAUGAUCAACGAUUUUUGCUUGCUGGUUUAGCGAAUGGCUCAAUAGUAAUUUUUCAUAUUGAUUUUAACCGAUGGCAUCAUGAAUUUCAACAGCGUUAUUGAAAUUUCAUGCUGGAUUUUAUGGAGCAAAGACACACGGGAAAACGGCAAAGAUGUCAACAUAAAACCUUAAAAUAAAGCAAGCAAUUUUAUGAUAAAAAAAAUUAAUUACCGUAUAAGUUUAGAUGAAUUCAAAUAUAUUAUAGAAGGUCAAAAUUUUCAAUCAAAAUAAUUAGGCAACUGAUACCUCAUCAAAUUGAAAUAUAUAACUUAUUUAACAGCGACUUAUAUUUAUAAAUACAGUUGGCUUUGCAAUCGAACACAGCAUUAAGUCAAAGACAAAUAAAAUCAGUAACCAUUAUCAGUCAAAAAAUAUCCAUCAUGAAAACGUAAGAAAUAGAAUACUAGUCAAUUAUGGAGACUUGAACAUAUAAAUACAUACUUGUCAGAAAUGUGUUAAUCGAAGAAAAAACGAAUCAUCAAAAAUGAAACAAGUUCUGAAGUUUGACAAGUAAAUCAUUAAGAUGCCAAACUCUCCAUGUAACAUUAUUUUUAUGCUUCACACGUGAGUUAUGGCUAUUGAUCGCUUAGUCACUAUUAUGUAAAUAUAUACGUUAUAUGCGAAUAAUAUAAAUAACAUCUAUUGUACAUCUUCGUGAAAUGCAUUGCAAAAGCCUUAGGUAUCGAAAAUACAUGGUAGUAUGUUAUCGCAACGUAUUACAAAUAGUAAAAUUCAAUGAACGUUAACGACUAUGUUAGCAUGCUAAUGAAGAUCGAUAUUUUGUAACGUAUUGGGAAAAUGAAUAUGAUAAGAUAUAGAGACGACAGAAUCCGUUCUUUAGGUGUCGUUUACUUUUAUAUGCUAGGGCUAUUAUCGUGGAAAGCGAAUAUGAAAUAAAAAAACUUUGCAAGAUCAAGCAAUGUUAGGAGUAAAUUUGUACGUUGCCAAAUUCGUCCAUUUUCAAUUGAAAAAAAUACUAUUAGUGUAUGUCUCUUUCUAAUAAUACAUUGCAUUUGCCAGUUACAGUAAAUAGUUAUGAAUGAAUUUUGCAUAACUAUUAUGAGAAUGACACAAAGAACAAUUUUGAUCGAUCUCUAACGUAGAGUUUUAUAAUCCUUCAUAAAAAUUAUUACAAUUGCUCAUUAUGCGCUAGUAAUAAUGCGAAAUAAAUUAAUUAACAAAACAUAGUACGUAGUAGAUAUAAAUAUUUCAUAUAUUUACUGAUGCAAUCGAAUAGGAAAUACAUACAAAUUAAUCAGUAGCCCUCCCCAAGCGUACUAUGUUUAUAUUCGCGUCCUUUAAAAAAAUCCUAAUUUUAUCAGUGCCGUCCAGCUUAACUCUAUGAGAGUAUUUUUUUAAUAUUUCGCAUGUAAUUCAGAAAAUGAACGAUAAAAUAAUUUAAAAUAAAUGAUGCAUGAAAUUCAAUAACAAUAAAAAACAACAACAAAAUAUGUCAAAGCUUUUUAAUGAUGUUAAGCUCGGUUCAAAUACUUAGUCGUACGACUUAAUGUGAGGAUAAUCGUUUUGAAUGGCAUAUAUGAUAUAAACACUAUUUUUAGUUUUAGUUGAUGUGAUACCAGAGUGAAGUAUAAAGCAGUGCAUAAUUUUUUUUUUUUUUUUAAUCUGAUUAACGGAAUGACUGCAAGCAUAAUAUAUUCUUUUUUGCAUUUACUAAAAUGAUUUCUUAUCUCUAUUUAGAAAAGUUGGUUUUAAUGUAAUAACUACGAAUGCAAUAAUUUUUGUUUAUUUUCUCUUUUAGAGUAUUUGAAUGUGAUAAAUUAUUCUGAAUUUCCUAGUUAUAACUUUCUUUGAAUUUCAAUUCACAUUAUACUUCAUUUUGGUAUUAGUAGUAAUUCUUAUCCUUGAAUGACUUUUAAUAUCUUAAAUAUGUAUAGUAGGAUUUGAAUUUUGCUAACAUUGAAUUAAUUUCUUCAUCGUACAUUGAACAUAAAUUAUAAACUAAUACA